AUGGUAUACUCGUCAAAGGACUCAGAGUCGUCAAGGGAAAUACAGGAUCAACACGCAUCCCCUUCAGAUGAACCGUCUCCAACACCUGCCUCUCGGCAACGUCCCAAAGACAACGCAUCGACGGGUCGAACCCCCUUCAGCAACUCGGACGAAUCAUUUGGGGCCUACAAUGAACCCAGCACAUUGAACUCAGAUUCAAAUUACCCUGAGAUCCCUCAGAGUGUUGCAACUGAGCUAGUCCGCAUUUUCUUCGAGAAAAUCCAGCCUUGGCUUCCACUAUUGCACCGACCCGGGUUCUACUCACGAUACAUGACGGACGAAAACAGCCAAUUUGCUGUCACUUCAGCGUACUCUCCAGAAGACACUCUCAUUCUAUAUUCAAUGUUUGCUUUGGCCGCGCAUCACUCGUCAAAUCCUUACUUUCAGGAGACGAGGACCCCAGAGAGAGGUAAAGAACUCAUCAAGCUGGCGAAACAAAGCUACAAACAACUCCGAGAGACCGCAGAUGGCGCUUCUUUGCCAUAUUUACAAGGAUGCGCUUUGCUUGCCGCAUAUAUGUACACGUCGGGCCCUUCCCAUCAAGCAUGGGUUCUCACUGGGAUAUGUGUUCGUCUUGCCUAUGAUCUCGACCUAUGCGACAUGGAUGACGAACCAGAAGAGUACAAGGACGCCGAUGAAUGGGCCAGAUUGGAGGAGAAAAGACGCGCCUUUUGGGUUGUUUGGGAGUUGGACACCUUUGGAUCCACGCUGUCAAACCGACCAUGCGCAAUAAGCCGAUCGAAUAUGGCUGUUCAACUUCCAGUCAGCGAUGAAGCUUGGUUUGCAAAUCAGCCAGUCCAGUCAUCAAAGCUAGACCCAUUGCCAUCGAAGGCAUGGAAGUCCCUCACGAACUGCAACAACCAGAGCGAAAGAGCAUGGUUUAUUAUCGCAAAUUACCUCAUGGCUCGAGUAUUCGACCCCCAUAUGCGCAGGGCAAGCUCGCGAGAUGGCGAACGUGAGGAACUCUCGGGUUCAAUCACAUGCUAUUAUCUUUCUAUGACGGCACGGUUUGGGAUCGAAAUGACUCCACUCUUCUUUGACAAAAGGAGCUUUGCCCGGUGUAACUGGGUCAUCGGGGCUCAUAUUUUAGUGAAUGCCGCCCGGGCUGGUUUAGCUGAUCAUCAUGAGAGUCACGGGAUCAAGAUGCGGGCUUACUCACGAGAAAGAGACAGGAUCAUACAUCAUUGGCAUCCGGAGUAUAUCGCACUGAGUCAUCCAUUUUUGACCUGCGCUUUACUUCCCACAUGGACGCCUCAUGAGCAUUUGCCUGGAACGGAAAUGCAGCUGAGUGAAGACUUGGCGAAGCUGGUCUUUGAACGCUACGCGUCUCUAUGGGGUUUGGGAUCUAUGAUGAUAGCGCUUUCAAAUGACGAAGAGCGGCUUGCAAAGCGAUUUGCGAUUUUCUUUCCAGCUGAAAACAGAACGAGAGGGCUACAAUCUAAGAAGAUAACGGGCAGGUCACUGCCUUCGGAAAAUGAGAAAACUGCAUCUCCCUCUGAACGGCAGCAAGGUUCGGCUGGCGAGAAUGCUGAGAUGGAACAUCUACUUGAGCUUACUUCCCCUGCUCAGCCAACGGAUAACAUUCCCUUGAUAGUGAGCGACCUCCAAGGUCAGAGUAACGAAGAAGAUUGUUGGGCCUCAUUUGAGUGUCAGGAUGUAUGGGGAACGCCAUCAGGGCUAGGGAACGAUAACCGUGGAUUCAGUUACCUUGAAAUCUAG
Messenger RNA from Colletotrichum gloeosporioides, 1758 nucleotides. RefSeq lists its product as uncharacterized. The coding region runs from base 1 to 1758 and encodes 585 amino acids. The transcript has 2 exons. The record is from RefSeq and is a predicted model, not a curated record. Gene Ontology annotation, cellular component: nucleus. Gene Ontology annotation, biological process: DNA-templated transcription. Gene Ontology annotation, molecular function: DNA binding; zinc ion binding. NCBI's taxonomy places the organism in Eukaryota, Fungi, Ascomycota, Sordariomycetes, Glomerellales, Glomerellaceae.